UUUGUUUGUUUGUUUUUUAUUUGGUUGGUUGAUUGGUUGGCUUUUUUUUUUUUUUUUAGUUGUUAAGAUCUAAAGACUUGCAUUGCUGUAUUGUUGGAGGUAGAAAAUUAUACUUUCUUUACUUUUUUUUUUUUUUAAGUUCUUUGGGAUAAAGUAUGCUUCUGGCAUCUUUUUUGGUGAUUAAAAUUAUCAUUUAACAUCUCUAUAUCCAGUUGUGCUCUUCCUUGACAUGCCAAAUCACCUUUCGGUGUGGCAGACUUUUUUUCUUUUUCGUAGUGGUGACUUACUUAUUUCCUUUAUUUAAUUAAAUCGUUAAGGGAAAACAUAAUAAAAAAAAAUCUUUAUUAUUAAUUUAUUAUUAAAAAUCCUACACCUUUUCUAUUUGAAUACCUUUAGCGGAACUCUGUUUAUAAGUUUUUUCUUUGCCAACAAGGAUAUGUUGUUUUAUCUCAUAAUGGACCUACCAAUGAAUGUGACAGGGUCAUUUUUUCCAGGUGAUCAUCAACUGUGAUACAUCUUUCAUUUAUAUCAAUGUUUCUUAAGGCAAGGCAGAUUGUGGGAUUUUUUGUGUUUUUUGUUUUGUUUUGUUUUGGGUUUUUUUGGUGUUUUUUUUUUUUUUUUCAGAAAGCAAGUAUGUGAAUGAAAAUAAUUCUGUUUUGGGUAAUUACCAAAGACGUCUAUGUUGUCAUCAUUUUAUUCAAGAUGAAGCCGUCAAGUGCUGAUUUUGCGCGUACUGCUACAAAAUAACUUUGAGAGAUAUUAAGAACAUUCAGAGUGAGUAACAAUUCAGUUAUAUGUGUAUGGAGUCAGAAGGUUAUUUUACUACAUCAGUUAUAUGGCAGAUUUAAAUCUUAAUUUCAUUGUUAUUACAUUAUGUAUGUGAUUCAUCAGUCGCUAAACCAUUCGAUGCAUUUACUUGAUGUUGAAAAAGCUGGUGUCAGCUCUACACCAUGCCUCUCCUGAGUAGCUUUCUUUCAACAGGACAGAGCCCUGUCCAGGAUGCCUUUCUUCCUGGAUGUUGAGGUCUGUCCUUGAAGGACAAGCAUCCAGACCUGUGGUCUCAAAGGAAACACACAGACUGAGAGAGUUUUAUAAGUUUGUUUUUGUUUUUGUUUUUUUUCUGUACAGAAGUGUUUUAAAGGUCAUGUUAAAGUAUGUAAUUUUAUCUAAAACCGAAGACUUCUUCUAAUAUUACUUAGCUGUAUUUUGUUAGGCCUGCUGUUUGAAAAACUGUAAUAAAUCAACCAUGAUCAACUCAAUUAAUAUUAGGGACCUGAAAGGGAAAACUGUUGAGCCUUUAUUCUUUCUGAAAUAUUUUAGUGGUCACAGAUGAUAUCUGCUUUAUGCAUUUGACUCCCUAAUGCCCUCAGCUGUCAAAAUAGUUGGUGUUUGUGAUGCUAACCAGCAUUUGAAAAUGAAGUGGCUUGUGAUUUUUUUUUUUUUUUUUUUUUAAAACAUUCAUUUUCAUGACUUACACUGUGUAACUGUCUGUGUAACAUUGUUUUAAAUUGUUUCAGCAUACUCUAAUGAGUCUUCGUGGAUCAUAGUCUUCGAUGUGCUUUAGCUAGCUUACAUUGUACUGUGGAGGAGCCCUUCAAUGAUGCAGUGAAAAUAAAUGAAAUGGGAAUUAAAGAGAUCACGAUGCAGACAUCAGAAGCUGGGUCGGAUACAGGUUCAACUGUGACUUUACAGACAUCUGUGGCUGGCCAGGCAGCAGUGCCCACGCAGGUAGUACAGCAAGUACCAGUUCAGCAACAGGUGCAGCAAGUGCAAACUGUACAGCAAGUACAGCAUGUCUACCCAACCCAGGUUCAGUAUGUGGAAGGAAGCGACACAGUCUACACUAAUGGAGCUAUCCGAUCAACAACUUAUCCUUACACAGAAACCCAGAUGUACAGCCAAAACACUGGGGGAAAUUAUUUUGAUACUCAAGGAAGUUCUGCGCAGGUGACAACAGUGGUCUCCUCUCAUAGCAUGGUGGGCACUGGAGGGAUUCAGAUGGGUGUCACAGGAGGACAACUCAUUAGCAGCUCAGGAGGGACCUAUUUGAUUGGCAAUUCAAUGGAAAAUUCUGGUCAUUCAGUGACUCAUACAACACGGACUUCCCCAGCUACAAUUGAAAUGGCGAUUGAGACACUGCAAAAGUCUGAUGGUCUGUCCACUCACAGAAGCUCUCUUCUCAACAGUCAUCUUCAGUGGCUUUUGGACAAUUAUGAAACUGCAGAAGGAGUGAGCCUCCCUAGAAGUACCCUUUACAACCAUUACUUACGACACUGUCAGGAGCACAAGCUGGAUCCAGUCAAUGCAGCAUCCUUUGGAAAACUCAUACGGUCAAUUUUCAUGGGGUUACGGACAAGAAGACUUGGAACUAGGGGGAACUCCAAAUACCAUUACUAUGGGAUUCGUGUCAAGCCAGAUUCUCCUCUUAAUCGACUACAGGAGGACAUGCAAUAUAUGGCUAUGAGACAGCAGCCCAUGCAGCAGAAACAGAGGUAUAAGCCCAUGCAGAAAGUGGAUGGAGUUGCAGAUGGCUUCACAGGAAGUGGUCAACAGACAGGCACAUCUGUUGAACAAACUGUAAUUGCCCAAAGUCAACAUCAUCAGCAGUUUUUAGAUGCAUCUCGAGUACUUCCAGAGUUUGGUGAAGUUGAAAUAUCUUCCCUACCAGAUGGUACAACCUUUGAGGACAUCAAAUCACUGCAGAGUCUUUAUCGAGAGCACUGUGAGGCAAUUCUGGAUGUGGUAGUGAAUCUUCAAUUCAGCCUGAUAGAAAAGUUGUGGCAAACUUUCUGGCGCUAUUCUCCCUCUACUCCACCCGAUGGUACUACUGUUAAUGAACCUAGCAAUCUGAGUGAAAUAGAAAGUCGACUUCCAAAAGCAAAACUGAUUACUCUGUGCAAACAUGAAUCUAUUCUGAAAUGGAUGUGUAACUGUGAUCACGUGAUGUACCAGGCUUUGGUGGAGAUUCUCAUUCCUGACGUCCUUAGACCUAUUCCUAGUGCCUUGACCCAAGCCAUUCGCAAUUUUGCAAAAAGCCUUGAAGGUUGGCUUUCAAAUGCCAUGAACAAUAUUCCACAGAGGAUGAUACAAACCAAGGUUGCCGCUGUAAGUGCCUUUGCCCAGACUCUGCGAAGAUACACAUCUCUAAACCACCUGGCUCAAGCAGCUCGUGCUGUUCUUCAAAACACUUCUCAAAUCAACCAGAUGCUCAAUGAUCUUAACCGUGUUGAUUUUGCCAAUGUUCAGGAGCAGGCUUCCUGGGUGUGCCAGUGUGAUGACAACAUGGUUCAGAGGCUAGAAACAGACUUCAAAAUGACUCUUCAACAGCAAAGCACUCUGGAGCAGUGGGCUGCCUGGCUUGAUAAUGUUAUGAUGCAAGCCUUGAAACCAUAUGAAGGAAGACCCAGCUUUCCUAAAGCAGCACGGCAAUUUCUGUUAAAAUGGUCUUUCUACAGCUCAAUGGUGAUUCGAGAUCUAACCUUGCGCAGUGCUGCCAGCUUUGGCUCUUUUCAUCUGAUCCGCUUGCUUUAUGAUGAAUACAUGUUUUACUUAGUAGAACAUCGUGUUGCUCAGGCCACAGGAGAGACACCUAUUGCAGUUAUGGGAGAGUUUGGUGAUUUAAAUGCUGUGUCCCCUGGAAAUAUGGAUAAAGAUGAAGGCAGCGAAGUUGAAAGUGAAAUAGAUGAAGAAAUGGAUGAAAAUGGAGAGCCGCAAGCAAAGAGAGAGAAAACAGAGCUAAACCAAGCAUUUCAGGUGGGCUGCAUGCAGCCAGUGCUUGAGAGUGGAGUACAGCAGAACCUCCUGAACCCAAUUCAUAAUGAGCACAUCGUUGCAACUACUCAGACUAUCAGACAGUGCAGUGCUACUGGAAAUACAUAUACUGCAGUCUAAUGUGAAACUUCUCCCCUCCCCCCAUCAUUACAUUAGCCCUUUGGGUUUAAGAGGAAAAAAAAUAAAAGAGAAAAAAAGUCUGAAAAUCGACUGUUGUCAAAUUUCAGCUGUACUGAGCAUUAUUUUAUUGGAGUCAUUAAAUGGUAUGGGUGUAAACAUUUUGCCAGACCUGUUUAAAAAAGAUUUUCUUGUAAACAGGAUCAUUUUACAUUGGCCACUCAAGAUGAAGAGUUUUCUUAUAAUCAAAUGCAAGAAAGAUUUUUGCAAAGCUUGGUGUUAAUGUUUUUGUCCUCUGAUAAUAAUUUAAUUUUUUUCAUAGUUUUUUUUAAAUAUUUUAAUGUUCAUUAUUGGUUAUGGUGAUGAUUUCAUAUACAUAGGUUUUUAAAUAGAUGCACUUCUGUGAAAUAUCAAAAGAACUAUUUUCUUUGAUUUACACUGGAGGCAUACUUAUUUGACAACAGAUGUAUCAAGUUUGUUAUAAAAGGUGCUUUUCCGUGGACAACUAGAAGACACUAUUUUGAUAAAAUUGUGAGUAUUCAGGGGGAUUUUUUGUAAUAAUGUUGAAGAGUUGAGAAGAUAUGCUAGUUUCUUUCUGUGAGAAAGAAGCAAGUUUAAAUGGCAGAAUUGUAACAAUGUGAUAAUGUGUACGUACGUAACGAACGUACCUAAUUAUCUGACCAUCAUGUUAAGAAUGCAAGGUUCAUUAAAAAUCAACAGUUCCAGGUAUUAUUUGCAUACCAGUUCCUCUGUUUUGAAGACUACUGAUACUAAAUGUGGUGCCACUGAACAGGUACUUUUGGCUGUUGAGUGGUACUGUAGUUGUUAGAAGCUGAAGCUGAAAAAGAAGUGACUUAAUUAUUACUGUUAAUUUUUAAGUGUACAUGCUACUUAAGCUGGACUGGACAUACAGGAAAAUAUUCCAUUUGGAUGACUUUCUUCUAUUCCAGGUCUUUUCAUAUUAGUGGUUCAAUCUGCUGCUCUUAGAAAAGAUAAUUUAUAGAAUGCAAGGAAUGUAGCAACCUGCAUCAUUUUCCUUUCACAAAAAUAUUUCCUUGUUGUUACAGUGGAUUUAAACUUCUACAAAAAAUUAGGUAAGGCAGUGUAACUGGCACACCUCACUUUUACUUAUUCCCAGUUGUGUAGAAUUUGAAUAGGUGGCUAGAUGGACCAUUGCCAUUUAAGAAUGUACAUCAGGGAUCAUUGUACCUCGGCUAUUACAUGGUGCCUUAAACAGAACUGAAGCUAAGACUUAGUACUUUUUGUUAUUCUUAACUCUUAAAUUAAUUCAACAAGGUGUGCCUGUCAUUUUCAAAUUCCCUAAGAAGUAAGGACAGGUUACAUAGCCUUCAAAAUAAUAAAGUGAUUUUUUAUUAUUAAAUGAUUUUAAUAUCCCUCUUAGAAUGACAAUAAACCUAUUUUUUCUUGUUUCUAGCUGGAUUUCACUUUAUUACAAAUAAAAUUUGCUUGGGAAUCUGGAAGGCAAAACUAGCUUUAAUACCACAUUCAGAUGUCAAGAUAGAUUGACUAUAGUCCCAAGCAUGAUUAUAUAUAUUUUUAGACCCAUGUCUACUUCUAAUUUUAAAAGGUAAAAAUGAAUAAAUGAGCAGGUACAUAAUGCAGUGCAUGUUUUCAAUUUGUAUGUUUUGUGGGGUAUCAGCCUGAUUUUACAUUUUAAUGGCUCGAUCUCGUAUUGACAGUUUAUAUAAAGCAUACAUUAAUUGCCAUUUUUAUUCUUAAAUAUUUCAUUGUGCAGACACAUGAAUUUGCCACGUUAUAUAGUGCAUUGAGUAAGAAAAAAAGAAAAAAAAGAAAAAAAAAAGCCAAAAAGUGAAGGAGAGCACAAAAACAUCAACUUUAUACAAAUGACUGUGUAAAAAAAAUUAGAGGUUCUUUUAUUUUGGCUUACCUACAGUGUCUGUGACAUGACUUUAAAGUAAUAUAUACCAAAUGGGAGAAGAAUAGCAAAAUUAACAGUGUAUUUAUAGCAAAGGAGUUUGUUGCUAUAGAUCACAUGUGCUCCAAAUACAGCUACAUUAUCAACUAAAAUGUCCUAACAUUAUUGGUGUGCAAAAUUAAACUUCCUUUUAAAGAGCUGGGAGGUAAACCCAUCCUGCUUACUCUGUGUAGGCAUAAUUCCUGCUUGAUGUUAAUAAAUGGCUUUCACCUCAGUAAGAAGUGAAAGUGAGGUUUAUAUUCAUUAUUUCUAUACUCAUAACUGCACUGAAUCUCAUUAUAGAUUUUGCUCUCACAUAUAUUGCUCAGUGUGUCCUGAUUUAUCCUUGGAAAUCAGCGUAGAUGUACCCUUCACCAAAAAUCCUAAAACUAAGCUGUGAUAAAUAUUUACUCCCCUUCAUUGUGCAUUAUAAGAUGUUUACAAUUAAAAUAAAGUGAAAUAAUUCAA
Messenger RNA from Centrocercus urophasianus (Greater sage-grouse), 6292 nucleotides. RefSeq names its product regulatory factor X3 (gene RFX3). The record is from RefSeq and is a predicted model, not a curated record. Gene Ontology annotation, cellular component: nucleus. NCBI's taxonomy places the organism in Eukaryota, Metazoa, Chordata, Aves, Galliformes, Phasianidae. Gene Ontology annotation, molecular function: RNA polymerase II cis-regulatory region sequence-specific DNA binding; DNA-binding transcription factor activity, RNA polymerase II-specific. Bases 1621 to 3891 code for a protein of 756 amino acids. The transcript is spliced from 17 exons. Gene Ontology annotation, biological process: regulation of transcription by RNA polymerase II.